GGGGACAAGAAAUCAAAAAAACCGCUAUAAAAGUUCGGUCGGUAGGUGGAAACCGCGGAAUCGACCGUGGCGCGCUUCUCCUCGCCGGGGUAAUAUGGUGGCGCUGAUGUCGCGAUGCGCGAGUGCUCACAGACCUUCUCAUUCCCGUACCGUAGUCCGUCUCGCGAGCUUCGAGGCGACGUUACGUGUUGUGUAUCGUGUUCUGGAAUCUUUGUUUCCGUAUUCGUGUUUUUUCGGUGUGUCGUAGUGUUCAUAUAUCUUUCGUCUUGCGCAUUUAUAGUGUUAUUUCUCGAAAUAUUUCUUAUUUAUACCGGUAUAGUCGCAACACCGACGAAUUACGACACGUCACGCACGUAUCGGCAACAGCGUGACGGAACGAUGCACAGAUCUUUGCAACAAGAUGACGUUUGAUUCGCUCGAAGCUUUUGUUCCCACCGGAAACGUUGUUCCCGUUUGCAGCUGGAUCGAACGACAGAGUUCCUCGUGAGAAUAGUGAACAAUCCGGCUGCCGUGAAACGACAACGUGACACCGUCAUCGAUAUACAUAUGUAUAUGUACAUAUAUGUAUAUAUGUAUAAGUAGAAGAGCUGCCCUCUCGGUGAUUGUGUAUUCGAUUGUUCGUUUAGCAGUGUCGUGUGAUAAUUAUUCGUGAAACUGUGAUUCGAGAACCAAGAAACACAUAGUGUCGUGAUAAAGAAGCGUUUGGUAUAUCGGAAUCGAGUCAUUUCAGGAGGCAUCAACGAGAAUACCGAAGACGUACCAGCUUCGAUCUAUUCUUCGACAUUGGAAUCCCGUGGAUCGCGUGCUUCGUGCGACCGUACUUCUCGUGUGUAUGUGUGUUGUAUAGUGCAGGCACAGCGGAGCUACUAGCAUCGUGACGUCCUAAAGAAUUUGCCGAGUGCGACGAGAGAAAUAUUCGUCAUCUUCACCUUCGCAAGUUAUUCGACGAGUUUGAUAUCGAAAAAUAAAGGGGGAGGAGGGGGGAAAGUCAAAGAAAUCGCUCGAUUUCGAAGAAUCGUGGGGCGUCGUGGAAACGUCGCGGUGUAGAAAAAGGAAAAGAAAAAAAAGCGUAUAAAUGAAAUUCCACGUCGCGACAUAUCGUUGCUUCCGCGAUCCUCAUCCGCCUCGAGCGGAGUUGCGCGCGUAGGAAUCGAGAUGGGGUUGAAGAAUUAGAAGUGUCGGUCGGUACGCGUCUCAACCUUUAAAAAUGUCCAAGGAAGACUCGAGCGCUUGAAUGCGUGUGCUCGGUGUUGCUGCUGUCCCCCGAUCCGGAGGUUAAUUAAAGUCGAUGAUCGAGUCUGAUGGUAAGAGACCUCGUUAGCGGGAAACUGGGCCAAUUUUUCCUUGACUUCUCUUCUCGAUGCCUUUUCUAGCGAAACAACUCGAAACAACCCCGAUCCCCAAUUAACCAUUUAACCGAGCCUUCCGUUCCUGUGACCGCACGAGUGACAAUAUUAUCCGUGUCGGAUAUAUCGAAUCGAGUAAUCAAGAAUUGCUUUCAAACGCGCGUUAAUUCGAUUCGCUGCGACAACUAUGAAAAGAAGUCGAACCGAGUCGGCCGAGUUGACCUUCUUACCUUGCUACUCUCGUACCCACUGAACUAUAUGGAAACGAUGAUGAAAUUCGAUGAUGCCAUUUCCGAGAUCCCCCAUCGUUCCCGGGAACCGGCCGAUAUCUCGCGGUAUCAUCGCGAAAAUCUUCCAGAUAGACUCUUCUUGGGAAAAGAAUUCGGGCGUGACCGAUAAGGGUGGGAAGUCGUUUCCCUGAAACGCCUUAUCUCCUUCUUCCUGCCGUUCACUGCGGGCCCGCGGAUGACGAAGAGCGCGUGAUCCAGUUAGACGACUAGCUAAACCCACCCGUCCCUCCCCCAUCUUCCUCGUCUUCCUCCUUUCCAGAGACUGAUAAGUACCGAUUUCCAUAAUGGUUCCAUGUACGAGUACGUUCGGUCUAUCCUCGCCCCGGGCUACUUUCCAUUAACUUAUCGGCCCUCUUAGACUCGCUGCCCGAUCGAUAUCGGAUUGAUUUCCGCUCGAUUUCCACCCUUGUUUAAUAUUCAUCGGGAUGAACAGGAAUCGAAAGGUGGACGUUUAGAAUUAGAAAAAUAGGGAAAGUGCCGCGUUUCGGGAAGGGAAUCGUAGGAAAUUGUUUUCUACGCGAGUAGGAGGGGAUCUCGCGAAUAUUUCUUUCCUCUCUUAUCUUGGUGAAAUAGUAGCGGUGGGAAAUUGGGACAGCAUUACGGGGCAAGAAACAGGAUUUAGAGAAGCGCGAGAAGAGAGAUCCCUUCUUUCGUAAUUUUUGUUUCGCGUUCCUUUCUCUUUUUCUUCUUCCUUUUUCUGGGGAACGGUGCCACGCUUCUUUCACUCCUCCGCCAAUCCAUUCCCCGAAUCGUUACGGAGUUUCAAGCAAAGCCAUCGAUGAUUACUUUUACGUCCCUUAUCCGACUUCAAUUUCGACCUGACUGUGUUUCCAGUUCAGAUAUACUCGCCAUUUCCAUAAAGAAUAUCCCUCGAUUGAACACGCACCAAUCACCGUUCCCACCCGCCCCACUUUGUCCCGCGUCAAAGAGCAAUAAAAAUUUCCUGCCCGGGAUGAGAAUUUAAAACCGAAUAGAAACCGAAAUUCGAGAUGGAUAGAAGCUUACCACCGCCGAAUUAGCUUUCCUCCCCACCCCCCAGAAUCUGGCUGGCAAGAUGAGUUUUGUAAUUGGAACCACUUUCCAAAUCCGACGCCGGCUACUUUGGGAUAAAGUGGCCCGUAUUUCGCGAUAUCGAUCGUUUGAUUAAAUUAUCGUACACGUAUAUGUGCAACCGUACGAAUUUAUCUCGUACGAAUUUCAAUAUUCAAGAUCCAAGUUGAAUCGGACCAACAAUUUUUGGAUAUUGCAUAAUAUUUCUCAAUUGUCGUAUCUUACGAUACGAUUCUUCACUUUCGAACUAACAACAUACGGAGGAACGAUAUGGCGGGAGAAAAUGGCAUCGAUAAGGGACUCUCUUUAGCAAAAUUCCUCAAAUUCCAAAUUCGAAGAAAAUCGCUGAUUCGAAAACCGGCGAGAAACGCUUCUCCAAUCCUUCCCCUUCUCCUUUCCCUGAUCAAUUAUCGCGCGAAUUCUUUCUCAAAGAAAGAAAUUCCCUUUCGUAGCGAAUCAAAAUUCCUUUGUCCUGGAAACCAGCAGCGCACCUUUUCGAUCUCUCUCCUGGCCGACCUCUCUGACCCAACGCCGCCAAUUAUCGUGGCGAUUCCUCGGAGAGUGGUGGAGGGAAGGAGGGAUCGAUGUCUGAACCGGUUCCUACUGGAAUUUCAGGGAAAACCGCAAGCAUACGCGGAGGUGGCGCGCAGUUAGCGCUCGAACAGGCCUAAAUGAAGAACGAUCGUCACGGGGACAGGUGAUCGAUAGCGAUUGCGAGGAGCCGCGUGCGGCUGUGUGUGUCUGUGUGUGCGCGCGCGCGUGGCCGCACAGGGUAAUCGUGGCGGUGGCGCGCGGGGCUAGGGGCGGAGAGGAGCAAGAUGGAACUCUUCCUGAUUCUCGUCUGUCUGAUCGCGCCGCCCACCCUCUCGCUCUCGAUCAAGAGCAAGCUCAAUCCACGGAUCGUGCAGACGCGUUACGGCGAGGUGCAGGGGGUCGUACGCUCCUUCGAAUACGCCAAGUUCCUCAAGCCGAUCGACGUCUAUCUCGGGAUACCGUACGCGACCCCUCCGAUAGGGGGCAACAGAUUUUCGCCGACCAAGGCGUCCAGUCCGUGGGAAGGAGUCAGGUUAUCGGAUUCGGUCGGUCCAGUCUGUCCUCAAAAGCUGCCCGACAUCUCAAAUGAGCAAGAGGCGUUAGAGCGGAUGCCGAAAGGUCGACUCGAGUACUUGAAGAGAUUGCUACCCCAUCUGCGAAAUCAGAGCGAGGAUUGCCUCUACCUGAACAUCUACGCGCCGGCCAUGGGGAUGGCGGACAACAACAGUAGAAAGCAUCCGGUGUUGCUGUACAUCCACGGGGAGAGCUACGACUGGGGUAGCGGAAAUCCGUACGAUGGCAGCGUGCUGGCCAGCUACACCGACCAAGUAAUCGUGACGAUGAACUACCGGUUGGGCGUGCUCGGCUUUCUCAACGCCAACAUGGCGCCCCAGACCAAGGCGAGGGUCGCGAAUUACGGGCUGAUGGAUCAGAUCGCGGCGCUCCAAUGGGUCAACGAGCACAUCGCCCUGUUUGGCGGCGAUCCCAACAACGUGACGCUGAUGGGUCAAGGGACUGGGGCCGCCUGUGUUCAUUUUCUCGCCAUCAGCCCGACCGUCGUGCGUGGUCUGUUCAAGAGGGCUAUUCUAUUAUCAGGCAGCGCCCUCUCGUCGUGGGCAGUGGUCGAGGAUCCUGUUUCUUACGCCUUAAAACUAGCCAAGGCGGUCAAUUGCACGAUUCCGAAUGAUUUGUUCAAGAACAACGAACUGAUCGUCGAUUGUCUUCGGGAUCGAAGUUUGGAGGAGUUGAUGAAAGUCAAUAUCCAACCGCCGACAUUUUUGAGCGCGUUUGGGCCCAGCGUAGAUGGCGUGGUCAUCAAGCCAGACUUUCAGAAAGAUCUUCUGUCGUACAUGGGUCCGGAAUUCCAAGGAUUCGGGCCGCUGCCAAAGAAAGCGGAGCACGGUGCCCCAAUCACGAGUAACAACAAAUACGAUUUGCUGUUCGGCGUGACCACGAGCGAAGCGUUGUGGAAAUUCGCGGAGAAGGAUGUACAGCAAGGGUUCGAGGGCGAAAGAAGAGACAGGAUCAUCAGAACAUACGUGAGGAACGCGUACGUGUAUCAUCUGACGGAAAUAUUUUAUACGGUGGUGAAUGAAUACACCGAUUGGGAGCGGACAGUGCAGCAUCCGGUGAACACGAAGGACGCCUGCGUCCAGGCGCUAAGCGACGCCCAAUUUGUGGCGCCUUUGGUGCAGACUGGCGACCUCUUCACUCUAAGACACACGAAGAAACCGAAUAAUCCUCAUAUAGCACCGAUUCCCGAAAGCGAGAAAGAACCACUGCCCAAGACGUAUUUCUACGUGUUCGACUAUCAGAUGAAGGAUGGGGAUUAUCCUCAGAAGAUGGGCUCGGUCCACGGCGAGGAAUUGCCAUUCGUCUUCGGGGCACCGUUGGUGGACGGGUUCGGUCACUUUCCGAGGAACUACACGAGGUCUGAAGUGGCACUCUCCGAGAGCAUCGUGCAGUUCUUUGCCAACUUCGUCAGAACUGGGAACCCGAACGUGAUCGAUCACCACGGUCGAAACGACACGCUUCUGCCCGCCAGCCGGGAGAAAAGCCGUUUCCGGAGCCUGACGUGGGAUCAAUACGACCCGGUGCACCAGAAAUACUUGGAGAUCGGCAUGAGGCCAAAGAUGAAGAAUCAUUACAGAGCUCAUCAACUAUCCGUUUGGCUUCGCCUCGUCCCAGAACUUCAUCGAGCCGGAAUGGAGGACGUUGAUUCGAGACACAACUUGUUCCGAGGACACUCGGAUCCCAACCUCUACGACGGAUCGGUGAGGCCGGAUCCCCUGAGCAGAAUCAGCGAGGAAUUCAAAAGGAAGAACGUAACCACCGAGCCUCCAACCACCACGGAUUACAAUGCUGCCACGUGUGUCAGUUACAUUCAGACCACGAAUUUGCAGAACAUUAAUAACACCGGUAUAGACACCCUGGCCAAUUUGGAUGCAGCUGGGUAUGCCGCGUAUUCGACAGCUUUGAGCGUGACGAUCGCGAUCGGAUGCAGUUUGCUGAUUUUGAACGUGCUGAUAUUCGCGGGGGUUUACUAUCAAAGGGACAAAACGAGGCUCGAGGUAAAAAGCCUUCAACAGCAACAAAUAUUGAAUCAACAAUGCGGACCACGAGGUUUCUCAGAACUCAAACAGCCGCCUCCGCCACACUCUCAUUUCCCUGGGGGCGGCCAAGUUAUCGUCGAUGUUGAAAAUGAGAUGUUGAGAAGGAACGUUAUGAAAGGCUCUCCAAACGAUCCCAACACGCUUCUCCAACAGGGCCAGGGAACUCACACGUUGCCUCAUCAACACCAUUAUCAAAAGCAACAUCAGCAACAGCAUGCCACUCUUCCCCGAGCUUCCGUCAUACAGGACAUGAAUGCACAAACCCAAGGUCCACCAAACGGGUCCAUACAUCUGACAGUACCAAGAGCCCCACCACCCCCACGAGCAAAGAGUCCACCCGAGAAUCAGCCCCUGUUGCAAAAUGCCACCGUGUCGAGUCGCGUGUCACAGGCUACGAUGAGUGAGAUGAGAGUGUGAUGUUUGGACCCCCCUCCGAAGCCAGUCGUGCCGGACGUUCUUACGGCAUCGACGUUACUUUAAACAACAGCGAAAAACCGUCUCGUCUGUGCCAGUCGAGUCUCUGCCCGAUGAAAAUAAAGGGAAAAAAAAAAAAAAAGAAUAUGUUCAUGGGAGAACUUUUUUCAGGAAGGAAUUCCAUCCAAAUUAAGAGCGAGCAACGCUCGACUGGCACCUGGCCUGAAAGCUUCUACCGUUUUCCAUUUCCAUCGUCCAGUUGACGACGACGCGCCGCAAAAACCAACGGAGGGGGGUGAACUGAGCUUUCGCUUAAAGCUGAAGGAACAAUUGAAGAUUAUAAAGGGUAUAUAGGAGUAUCCGGUAUUCGUCGAAGAAGAAUAAUUAAGUUGGAAGAUGAAGGUCUCGACUAUCUUGAAGAGGAAAAUGAAAUAUUACUUUCUUCGAGCAAAUUCUUUCGAGAAGUCUAAUUUGAACGAUGAAAUUAUUAUUAUUAAGAAGAUCGAGAGAGGGAUAUCUCUGACAAACGUUCUAGAACGAAGAGAAAGAAGAUUUGUAGAGGAAUCGGAAGUGUGAAUAGAGGAAAUUCGAGAAUUGAAUUUUAUACGAGUAGAUUUCCCUCUAGAUUUUCUGAUAGAGAUGAAAAAAAAUAAAUAAAUAAGUAAAUCUUAAAUCGCGUGUUCAUCGACGGAUACCAGAACCUCAUCGUGAUCGAGAAUGGGUAGAUGAAUCGUGAACGUGAUCAAUAAAAUCGAAAUUCUCGGUAACGUUAAUUUACGAGGAUCGACGAUUUUCUUUCUACGACUUUUCGAGUCGAGAAAAGAAAGAAUUUCGUUUCACACGAUGACAUCAAACGAGUAUGAUCAGCUAGCUAGUCGGUAAUAAUGAAUUCUACGUGUUACGAAAGGGAAGAGACGCUCAAAAUAAAAAAUAUCGAGCAUGAAGACUCGUGUAUCAUACGCUAUCCACUACGAUGUUAGAUGUUCCUUGUAUAUAUUUAAUGAGAAAAAAGACAAAAAAGUGAAUUUAUACGAUAAGUGAAAGCCAAACAUGUUUGCUACUUUCUAAGAAGACAUGUAUUCGUGUCGCGUACAGUUUGAUCGUCCGUUAUAUUCGUUUCAUCAUUUCGUUUUUUCAUUUUCUUCCUCUUACGAUUGACUAUAAACGUUACGCGGUGUGUGCGAGAUCAUUGUCGCUCAGAUCUUCAUUGUGAAAAUAAAAGAAAAGUUCAUCGACGAAUCGACUCGUUUUUGCCUUUGAUUGGUCAAAGAAUCUUUUAAUUUACUACGUUGAUGAAAAAUAUUUAAAUAUUACAGAUCAAUGCAACAUUAAAAUCACUUCAAUUUUCUUUUCUUCUUUUUUUAUUUAAUAUAUUAGGUGCCUCCUUCGCAUAAGACACAAUGGACCGUCCAUUUUUUGCUAUUAUGAUCUUUAAAACUCUGUUUAAAUAUAAUCAGUCGAUAUUAAACGAGCUCCAGGCAUUGUACUACAAAGAAAUUAUCAUUAAAUUAGAAUUAUCUAAUUAACUGAUAUUUGUAAAAUUUUAAACAAGAUAAUAAAAAGUAUUGAAUGUCUAUCAUGUCUCAAAUAGGAAGUUCGAACAUGAAUUUUUUAAAAUUAUGAUAUACAUAAUAUAAGAAUAAAGAUUAAAAAGUUGUGAAAUUUUUUCUAUUCAAUUGUAAAAAUGAAAUUAAAAUGUCUGGAUUUACAUAUAUUGAUAUAACGAAUUCUCUUUUGCCAAUCAAAAGCUUCGAUCGUCGAUGAACAGUGUCGUUCAACUUCGUCUCAUUGUUAUAAUACCGUAAUUCAGAAUGAUAUCAUUUCAUCAAAUAAAAUCAAACUGAACGACGCUUUGAAAUGUGCCGUUCCGACGAUGAACAUUUAUGUAAAAUGAUAUACGGAUAAUUAUCAUCUUUUUUACGCUUUUGGUAACAUAUAAAUCUCUCAGCGAGACAAUUUUCAUUUCAUUCGAAUUAUCAUGUAUACUAUCGACAAAAAUAAAAAGAAGAAAAAAUACGAAAGAAAAUGAAGUGAAAAUGAUCGUGUGCAAAAAAGCUCGAUUUACAUUUGUUCAAUCAAACGCGAUUUUUUUGAUAGAUUUUAAUCUAAACAUAUUAUAUUAUAUAUUAUUUUAUAACAUAUUAUAAAAGAUAAAAAUUGUUAUUCCUUUAUUUAUAAGAAUAAUCCAUUGUUAUGAUAUAUUGUUACGAUCUAAUUUUUAAAAUAAUUGAAUAAAUUUUUUUAUUAUUUUACUAUAAUUCGAUAAUAAAACUUGAAAUAUUAUGUUUGAAUUUCAUGUUUCAUUUAAUAUCAUAUUUUGCCAAUUUAAUUAGGGUAUAAUCGAAUUGAUACAACAAGCUGUAUAAUAUCAAGUGACUAAUGUAAAUCGAGUCAUAUAAUCCACGAAUCGAUAAUACACAAACAUGGUUAUUGGUUAAACAAGUGCUUUAAAAAUAACCAUAUACCAUGAAUGUGGAUUUAAUUAAGAUUUCUAAAAUACUAUCUUAAAGAGAGUCGACGAUAGUGAGUCGUUGAAAAAGAAAAAAAAAAAUUUAUAAUAAAAUAAAUUAGUCGAUUCGCAUUCGGAUCCAAAAUAUAAGUGAUUUUUUUGUAAAAAUAAAUGAAUACGUAUAGUUGUAAUAUAAAGAUUAACAUAAAUCUGUUAUCGUGCGUAAUACACUGCCACUGGACAUGUAAAUUCACGUAAAAAAGGAUAAAGAAUUUCGAUCGGUCGAUUCAAAAACUCCAAUGUGAUUUGAAUCUUUGAAGCAUCAUUUUAAAUUUUAAGAAUAUUUUAUAAUUUUUGUAAAAAAAUUUGUUGAAUUCAAAAUUCAUUAGUAUAUACAUAAUUUAUUAUUAUAUUUUUGUUACUUAUCAUCAGCUAAGAAAUAACUUUUAAAUAUGAAAUUCUGAUCUAGAAUAUUAUAUAUUAAUAUGUAAGCAAUUUCUAUUAGACUUACCCAUUAAUUCAUCACUUUGUUCGAUGUCAUAAUUGUUCAUAGUUGUUCAACAGAUUGAUUUUUUUAAUACAUUCGAAAAUUAUGCUUCAAAGAAUUAAUCACAGAACAGAAUUUAACACUUUCACUGUUAUUGAAUAAUCAAACUAUUUACAAUGAAGUCGAAAAUUAAAUAUUUAUUUCUAUUACUAUUUAUACGAUAAAUGAAUGAUGAAAAUCAAAAUCGCAAAACGCUUUUAAACUUUUUAAUCAUAAAAGCGCCAUCUGAAUAACAGAUAUUAAAGGAAGUUUUCAUGGUUGAUCGACUUAAAAUCUUGUUUUUAUAAAACCAUCACAUGAAGACCGAGCUUAAGGAAGAAAAGAGUAUGUGUUAAUACAAAACAAAGAAAAUCAAAAUUUUUUUGUACAUACAAUUAAGCUAUUAAAAAAAAUAAAUCAAAGGAUGUGUUUAUGAUAUUCUCGCCUGGAUAACGAUCGAAAAAUUUAUCGAUCAGUUUCAGUAUCAUUGUGAAUGCAUAGAAACAACUGGAAAAAUAUUCGUUAUACCAAAUAAAGUCUUUUUUAAGAUGACUUGCGGAAUUUCGUGAAAAAGUUACGUAAUAAAUAUCAUUAAGUAUGGACAAUCCGAAUAUACUAAAGACUAAAGAAGAAAGAAAUAAUAGUAGAUUUAAUUAAGAAACAAAUCAUGAUCGGUAAAGAAAAUAAUGGCGAAGAGACGUACUGAACCGGUUAAACAAAUGUUUAAGGAAAUUUAAAUAACAUAUAUUAAAUACACAUAUUAUGGAUUGUAAUGAAUUUAUUAUGGCGAAUAUUAUUAUAUUUAUGUGAUUUUUAGCUGGCCUCGCGUUCCACUGAGAAGAUUCCUAAAACAAAUCUUUCGGCCGAAGGCAAGGCUACCUGUUACGUUUAACGUUUCUGUUAUCAAAUUGUAAAUAUAUAACAAAAUACAUGGUGAUAUUAAUUGUA
Apis cerana (Asiatic honeybee) is the source of this 10169-nucleotide messenger RNA. It is a transcript of the gene NLG-4, whose product is annotated as neuroligin 4. NCBI's taxonomy places the organism in Eukaryota, Metazoa, Arthropoda, Insecta, Hymenoptera, Apidae. The record is from RefSeq and is a predicted model, not a curated record.